GGAUGUUUGGUGGCGCUAAGGGGGUAUGCUGAAUGGGUCUGGUCCUGCGCGUGCCAUACCUGGGCCGGCAUUGUUGAAGAAAAGGGGGGGUGCUGGAGCGAGCCAUGCACCGCCGAUUGGCGCAGGUACCUGAUUUUCAUCUAGCCCCAGCCAGCAACUAUGCUACUUCGGGGAUUUAAUUUGUCGAUUUUGCCGUUGUCUUGGAGUCCUAGCCGGCUGCGAACCAUGGUAAAAGUCAGCUGCACCCAGGUCUUCGAUCUGCUUUCUUUCAUCCUUCUCUACCAACCUCACCACAGUCUUUCCCUCAUCGUUCCUUGCUCAUCUACAAAAGCCUGCCACUCUUUCUAUAAUCACUUAUACCCCAUACAAGACUCGUAAUCUCCACACGUAAUCGUAUUCUCAACAACCAUCAACAUGCGCUUCUUCCAGAUCCUCGCUUCCGGCGCUGCCCUUAUUGCUUCUGCCCUGGCCCAGAGCACCGUGAUCCAGAUCAACAGCUACCCGCAAACUGGUGUCAUUGCGGGACAGUCGUACACUGUAACGUACUCGCCCGCCGACAACGUUCCUACUACCUUCAUCCUCCGCAAGGGCCCAAGCGGUGACCUCGGAACUGUUGGCACUCUGACCACCACGGCAACUGGCGGUUCAUUCACCUGGAACGUUGCUUCCACCCUUGUCAGCGACAACGACUACGCUCUUGAAAUCCGACGCGGAUCUGAAGUCAACUACUCUGCCCAGUUCAGCCUGAGCGGUGGCUCCGGUGUUGCCUCCUCUGCUGUGUCGUCUGCCCACUCGUCGGCUGCCUCAUCUGCUGCAUCGUCGGCCGCCUCUUCCGCUUCCUCUGUCGCUUCAUCCAGCCAUGCCUCCAGCGCAUCGUCUGCUGUCAUCACCAGCGCUUCCUCCAUGAUCACCAGCGCUUCCUCCAUAUCCGGUGUCAUCAGCUCGACAUCCACCCGCAACAGCACCGUCUCCACCUCGAGGCCAAGUGGCACCUCCUCGGCUACCCUCCCAGAGAGCACUGGCGCAGCUGCGUCACUCGCUUCCAGUCCUCUGGCGCUCAUCUUCGGCGCCGUUGCCGCUAUGAUCUUCCUCAACUAAGCUUUUCCUUCGCGUAAAGUUGUCUGCGGUUGACUGAGUUGCGUCGAGAGUUGAAAAGUAUCGCUUUGUACUUGGUGUGAUAUCGUAGGAGUUGAGAUAUCAUGACAGAUGUUGUUAGGAGUGUAGCUUUGUGUAUUGCUUUGUCUAGCGCAGACGAGUUCUGCUCAGAGAUAGUUGACUAUUUCACGAUUCUAAUUUAUCUUUUGCUAUUCACCUUUUUUCCUUCAUGUAUGUAUGAUUCCGUGGAGAAAUAGCACAAUAUUCUCGCUAUGGGCAUAUGGCAUAGGCAUUCUGUGCUUCAGUCUCCCACUGUCUGAACAAUUUGAAGUAAUACAAGUACGCUGUAUCACCUAUAUCUUGUGUUACCGUUCUGUCACGAGCAAUAGACUUAAACAAGCCGGAG
Messenger RNA from Dothidotthia symphoricarpi CBS 119687, 1501 nucleotides. RefSeq lists its product as uncharacterized. The transcript has 2 exons. The record is from RefSeq and is a predicted model, not a curated record. Lineage: Eukaryota; Fungi; Ascomycota; Dothideomycetes; Pleosporales; Dothidotthiaceae. Bases 415 to 1098 code for a protein of 227 amino acids.